Acyrthosiphon pisum (pea aphid) is the source of this 472-nucleotide messenger RNA. Its product is annotated as zinc finger protein 2 homolog. Bases 44 to 472 code for a protein of 142 amino acids. NCBI's taxonomy places the organism in Eukaryota, Metazoa, Arthropoda, Insecta, Hemiptera, Aphididae. The transcript has a single exon. Gene Ontology annotation, biological process: regulation of transcription by RNA polymerase II. Gene Ontology annotation, cellular component: chromatin; transcription regulator complex; PcG protein complex. Gene Ontology annotation, molecular function: DNA-binding transcription factor activity, RNA polymerase II-specific; RNA polymerase II cis-regulatory region sequence-specific DNA binding. The record is from RefSeq and is a predicted model, not a curated record.
UUAUUUACUAAUAGAAGCAGACGGACGACACACAAUCCAACAGAUGGAGAAGAAAUCUCACCCGAGUGAUGUCUGUGACAAGUCGUUCAGCGAAAGUAUCAAUUUAACGAUACAUCGACUCACGCAUACUGGCGAAAACCCUUACGCAUGCAAUGUGUGCGACAAGUCGUUCGCUGUAAAAGGAUCUUUAACAAAACACCAACGAACACACACUAGUGAAAAACCAUACACAUGCGAUGUAUGUGACAAGUCGUUCAUCCAAAGCAGCAAAUUGACGAUUCAUCGACGUACACACACUGGAGAAAAACCAUACGCUUGCGAUGUAUGCGACAAGUCGUUCUCUGUAAGUAGUGCUUUAACGACUCAUCGACGCACACACACUGGCGAAAAACCAUACGCUUGCAGACGUAUGCGACAAGUCGUUCAGCCAAAGUUGCAGUUUGACGACUCAUCGACGCACACACACUGGUGA